AUAUUGCCUGCAGUGCCUCUGGGACAGCUUGAAGACCGUUCAUUUUUAAGUGGCAAGAGACUCCCUCAUCUGCAGAACCACAGAAACAAUUGUGCUUUCAGUAUGUUUGCAUUCAGCCAAGCAGCUUACUUCAUUUGCUUGUUUGGUACAGUUUUUUGUGGAUGCCUGACUCAAUGGUACAAGAAUACUUUCUUCAGAGGUGGAGAUGUAACUGCCAUGUUCACCCCCGAUGCCCAGUACUGUCAGAUGAUGUGCACCUUCCACCCCAGGUGCUUGUUGUUCAGCUUUUUUCCAGCAAGUUCAACUAAUGACAUCACCAAAAGGUUUGGUUGUUUCUUGAAAGACAGUGUUACAGGAACUCUACCAAGAGUGCAUCGGACAAAUGCAGUUUCUGGACAUUCCUUAAAGCAAUGUGGCCAUCUAAUAAGUGCUUGCCAUCGAGAUGUUUACGAAGGAAUGGAUAUGAGAGGAGUAAAUUUUAAUGUAUCUAAGGUCAAGAGUGUUGAAGAAUGCCAAAAAUUGUGCACCAACAAUAUUCAUUGCCAAUUUUUCACAUAUGCCACACAAAUGUUCGGAAAUGCAAGGUACCGGAACGACUGCCUAUUAAAACAAAGUACAACAGGAACACCAACCAGUAUCAAGAUGGUGAAUAACGUGAUAUCUGGAUUCUCACUGAAGCCCUGUGCACUUUCAGAAUUUGGUUGUCGCAUGAACCUUUUCCAGCACACUGCGUUUUCAGACACAGAUGUGGCCAGAGUCAUCACCCCAGACGCCUUUGUAUGUCGAACCAUCUGCACGUACCACCCCAGAUGCCUCUUCUUUACAUUUCAUACGAAUGCGUGGAAUACAGAAUCCCAAAGAAAUGUUUGUUUCCUUAAGACUUCUCAAAGUGGAACACCAAGUUCCUUUACUCCUCAAGAAAAAACAAUAUCUGGAUACAGCCUUUCCACCUGCAAGAAAACUUUCCCUGAACCCUGCCUCUCCAAAAUUUACUCUGGAGUUGACUUCCAUGGGGAAGAAUUGAAUGUGACCUUCGUGAAGGGAGAAAGUGUUUGCCAAGAGACUUGUACGAAGACAAUCCGUUGUCAGUUUUUUACUUACUCUUUACUCCCAGAAGACUGUAAGGGAGAGAAGUGCAAGUGUUUUUUAAGAUUGUCUUCAGAUGGUUCCCCAACCAGGAUUACAUAUGGGGUACAAGGGAGCGCUGGCUAUUCUUUGAGAUUGUGUAAAACUGAAGACAGCUCUGUGUGCACAACAAAAAUAGAUGCACGAAUCGUGGGAGGAGCGAACUCUUCUCGGGGCGAGUGGCCCUGGCAGGUCAGCUUGCAGGUGAAACUGACCAGUCAGAGUCACCUGUGUGGAGGGUCUAUCAUCGCACCCCAGUGGGUCCUGACUGCUGCUCACUGCUUUGACGGAAUUCCUUUCUCAGAUGUUUGGCGUGUUUAUGGAGGCAUUUUAUUUCUCUCAGAGAUCACAAAAGAAACUUCUUUCUCACACAUAAAACAACUUAUUAUCCACGAGAAAUACAAAGUCUCAGAAACUGGUAAUGACAUUGCCUUAAUAAAACUUCAGUCGCCCUUGAAUUUUACUGAAUUCCAAAAACCAAUAUGCCUACCCUCCAAAGAGGAUAAUACAGUUUAUACCAACUGCUGGGUAACUGGAUGGGGCUUCAAUAAGGAAAAAGGUGAACUCCAAAAUGUUCUACAAAAGGUGAAUAUACCUUUGGUAACAAAUGAAGAAUGCCAGAAAAGAUACAGAGAUUAUGUCAUAACAAAACAGAUGAUCUGCGCUGGCCACAAGGAAGGGGGUAAAGAUGCUUGUAAGGGAGACUCUGGCGGCCCCUUAGUCUGUAAACACAAUGGAAUAUGGCGGUUAGUGGGCAUCACCAGUUGGGGUGAAGGCUGUGCCCGCAAGGAACAACCAGGUGUCUACACAAAAGUUUCUGAAUAUGUGGACUGGAUUUUACAGAAGACUCAGAAAGGUGAUGGGAAUGUUUUAAUGGCACCGUCAGCAUGAAGAAGCUGUCUAGUGAAGAAAAGCCCAGCCUGUAGCAGUAGUUUACAGUCUGGGUUCAAGUCAGUGAGCCUUGGAGUCCUUGUCUGUAAAAUCUAAAGAAUGGAUCUACUUCGAGUCCUUGUCAUAAAGAUAAAAACAUACGUAGCUGGUAAGGACAGUGCCCUGCUGAGUUGUGCUGGUAGCAUUCAGUAACCAGGAGCUCAUAAUGAAGAACAGCGGAAGCACUUUGGAAUUGUGUGUUGUAAAAUAAAGUGGAAAAAGAGCAUAUUAGAAGUAUUUCCCUCUGGCUGUGAAACAAAACUGAAAACAAGUGACUCUGGAUUCUAGCUCAUUGUUCGCUAGAACUUAACUCUUCCCGCUAUGCUUGGGGUGAGAAUCCAGGAAGUUUGGGUGCUGUCCAGUGAAAGAAAGAAAUCUAAUAUUGUCUUUUACAAUAAAAAGAUGGAUUAUCUGAUCUUGGGAGAAUAGGACACCUUUCCAUUCAAGCUGCUUGCGUUUGUUCUUGAAUCUUGAAGCAAGGGUCUAGGCUGUGUGUACAGAGGACACCUGUAAGGCUGCACUUUCCUGGUUGCAGAUUCUGCAGUAGAUUCAUUGCAGAGCUUUCAGGGAGCACAAAGAAUCUGCUUUGCAAAGAACAUUAGCUCAGAAGGCUCAGUGGAUACUGAGUUGUGCAAUGGUAAUGCAAAACCAUUGCUAGGUAUAAAGUAUUGCAUAAAAUUUGAUCUUGUAAAGUUAUGGUAGUAAGUAGUAGCUGUUAGCCUUGGAAUGGAAGAUAUGAAUUGUAUACAGUGCAAAUUGCAAACUCACCAGUGAUUACCACAAUUGAGCACAGGCAGUUUGAUUUAGUUCAGUUAAACUGAUUAACGUGUACACAAGAUCUACCAGUGACAAACUAUUGUGUAAGUGAAGUGGAAAAAUAAGAAGUAGAGUUUUCUAAAAGAUUAAAUUUUCUUCCAUAUGCCAAGAUACAUUGAGUGGUAGAAAGGAAUUAAGAGGAGGAGGCUAACGGAAAACCAGGAGGUCCUGGUUACCCACAGCCCAUGCCAUUGGAGGCUGAGGAGGUAAGAAUUAUUCCAAAAGCAAUGGCUUUUCUAAAAUCUGGCUAGGUUGCAUGAACUGUUUUUCUAAAAGCACACAAUUACAAUGUCUACUUUUAGAUUCAAUAAAGAUUUUAGUGUUGUUA
Cavia porcellus (domestic guinea pig) is the source of this 3199-nucleotide messenger RNA. RefSeq names its product kallikrein B1 (gene Klkb1). NCBI's taxonomy places the organism in Eukaryota, Metazoa, Chordata, Mammalia, Rodentia, Caviidae. Gene Ontology annotation, molecular function: serine-type endopeptidase activity; protein binding. Gene Ontology annotation, biological process: proteolysis. The record is from RefSeq and is a predicted model, not a curated record. The transcript has 15 exons. Gene Ontology annotation, cellular component: extracellular region. Bases 103 to 2016 code for a protein of 637 amino acids.